Molecule: messenger RNA, 1122 nt
Organism: Sinocyclocheilus grahami
Lineage: Eukaryota; Metazoa; Chordata; Actinopteri; Cypriniformes; Cyprinidae
Product: hepatic leukemia factor-like
Exons: 4
Coding region: 165-1052 (295 amino acids)
Biological process (GO): regulation of transcription by RNA polymerase II
Cellular component (GO): nucleus
Molecular function (GO): RNA polymerase II cis-regulatory region sequence-specific DNA binding; DNA-binding transcription factor activity, RNA polymerase II-specific
Source: RefSeq, a predicted model, not a curated record
UCAUCACAUUUCUUACACACACACACACACACACACACACACACUCUUCAAGCCGGUGCUGUAGAGCAGGAUCUACCCUAACUUGUCGUUAUUAGACGAAUGAACGCUGUUUUGUAUAUCCUUUCAUUUCAGUUAAAUUUAAAAAAAAAUUUUUUUUGCAGGGAAUGCAGGAGAUUAUGUCCAGACAGCUCACAAUGAAUCCAGCUUUCCUACGUCCGCAAACUAACGGCGUUUUGAAGGCGCUCCUGGAAAAACCUCUGAAACUACCUUUGCACCAAGAUGAAGGCUAUGUGAAGGAGAGAGAGAAGGUGAAAAAGCUGGAGGAAGAAGGAAACGCUCCUCAAUCAGCUUUCUUGGGGCCAACGCUUUGGGAUAAAACAUUGUCUUAUGAUGGAGACAGCUGCUUUCAGUUGGAGUAUAUGGACCUUGAGGAGUUUCUCUCUGAAAAUGGCAUCCCCUCUAGUCCCGCACAACAUGACCAAAGCCUCCAUCACCAGCAGCAGCAGGCUUCAAUGCCUCAGGGCCCCAUCUCAGUCAUGGACCUCAGCAGCCAGGCAAUCACCUCCAUCCACACGGGCAUGGUUCCUCAGAACUGCCUCCACAGCCCGGGCAGACCAGUUUUGCCUCCAUCACGUAACACACCAAGUCCAGUAGACCCAGAGUCCAUUCAGAUACCAGUGAGCUACGAGCCCGAUCCGGCAGACCUCGCUCUGUCCAGCGUGCCAGGUCAAGAGGUUUUCGACCCACGCAAACACAAGUUCUCCGAAGAGGAGCUGAAACCUCAGCCUAUGAUCAAGAAAGCACGCAAAGUCUUCAUUUCUGAUGAUAUGAAGCAGGAUGAAAAAUACUGGGUACGGCGCAGAAAGAACAACACGGCCGCCAAGAGAUCACGGGACGCUCGACGUCUAAAGGAGAAUCAGAUUGCCAUCCGGGCUGGUUUCCUGGAGAAAGAGAACGCGGCUCUCCGACAGGAAGUUUCCGAACUACGGAGAGAGCUGGGGCGGUGUAAAAACGUCUUAAUCAAGUAUGAAGCUCAACACGGCCCUCUGUGAGAUCACCCGGGUGCUCCUCAACUUCCCUCACCCCUGCCCAUCUAAUUCGAAGGACAAUAUUCUUGGGUUA